Molecule: messenger RNA, 2841 nt
Organism: Aethalodelphis obliquidens (Pacific white-sided dolphin)
Lineage: Eukaryota; Metazoa; Chordata; Mammalia; Artiodactyla; Delphinidae
Gene: TNFRSF17
Product: TNF receptor superfamily member 17
Exons: 3
Coding region: 1892-2617 (241 amino acids)
Biological process (GO): tumor necrosis factor-mediated signaling pathway
Molecular function (GO): signaling receptor activity
Source: RefSeq, a predicted model, not a curated record
CACCCUUUAAAAACAUGAUUCUUAUUAAAAAAAUAAUCAUUAUUAUUAAAAAAGUUAUUCAAGCAGUACCAAAGAUUUUUCAGUGAAAAGUAAGUUUUUAACAUUUUCUUCCACCCUGGACUUUAUGUCUCUUGCCAGAGGCAGUGAUUAUUAUCAGUCUCCUGAGUAUCUUUCCAGAUGUAGCGUAUGUUUAUAUCUCUAUAUAUAGACCCUACAUAUUUUAUUUUGUAAACACAGGAGAGAAGAUUAUAAACACACUGUUCAGUACCUUGAAUGUUCCACUUGGUGAUGUAGUGUUCAUAUCAGAGCACAUUGGUCUCAUUCUUUUUGAUGGCUGUGUCAUAUUUUACAGUGGAUUCCCCACUGAUGGACAGGAUCUUGUGAAUACAAAUGAUGUUGCAGUGAAUGUCCUUCUACAUGGGACUGCAGGCACCUGAGCCAGUACAUCUGUCAGAAACAGUAGUGCUUUCUUUUCCAAGAGAUAUCAAAGCUCAGUUCUGGUUUCCACCAGACUUCCCAGGCGUGGCCCACCUUGGCUACCUCCUCUUUCUCUCCACUCCUUAAAUACCUACAACAUGCCCACUGACAUACUCAAAGGCCACCAAUGACCCCCUUCCUUAGUGCACCACCUCUGACUCUUCUGCAGAAUUUGACCCUACUUCCUAUCCUUUCCUGAAGCUCUCCUUGCUUGGCUGAUAGGAGGGGUAAUCUUUGUCCUCACCUAUCUCUCAUCAUGCUUUUCCUGUGCCCUUUCCUGUCUCCCAAAGGUCACCAUUUGGCAGGAGCGUGAGGGCGUGGGACCUGCUGGGCCAGCCCUUUCAGCUCCUGGUUGUCCCACCCAGGGUGUCACACCCACCCGUUGACCUCACUGCCUGGACCCUAGAGGAAUGUAAGAUUUUGAUUUAUUUUUCAGUAUGGUUAGAAACAAACGCAUGUGAUUCCAUUUAUGUAAAAAGGAAAAUGCACCUCCCUAUCUAUCUAUCUAUUUAUCUGUCUAUCUAUCCCUCCAUCCACCUACAGAGAUCCUCCCAGGAGUUGGCCAAAUAGAACACAUUGGCAAUAGCACAGAGAACGCUACUCAAUACUCUGUAAUAACCUUUACGGGAAAAGAAUCUGAAAAAGAAUAGAUACAAGUAUAUGUAUAACUAAAUCACUUUGCUGUACACCUGAAACCAACACAACAUUGUAAAUCAACUAUACUGUAAUAUAAAAUAAAAUUAAAAUUAAAAAAAAACACACUGGCAGGCCUGUUUGCAAACUCUGUGUGAUACACCAAAUACUAACAGCGAUUAUUUCUGGAUGCUAUGAUUGUGGAUAAUUUUUCUACAUGCUCAACUGUUUUUUUUCUAAAAUUUCAACAAUGGAACAUAGAUAUUAAUAAUAUAUUAAUAUUCAUAUAUUAUUAUUAUGUCCCAAACCUAUCUUCCCCCCAACCCUCCUGCCAAUUUAACUUUUACCCUAGAAAUUCCUAUUUGUCAGAAUUCUGGGACUCUUCCUAGGUUUAAAACCUGGUAGGCAUGCUUCGUAUUCCUUCCCUCUCAUAUUCUAUCUUCCUACUACACUUUGUGGUUAUUCGAGUGAAUUUCUAUCUCCUCUGUUAGAUUUUUAGUUCUUAAGGGACACAGACCUUGUCUUAUCUCUCUCCCUGGGGCCCAUCACACAGCACAGCUCACAAACAGAUGCUCCCAAAAUGGUUACUGAACCUUCUGCUUGAUGCCUCAGGCUUGUUGACAUCCUGCAACUGUCACCUGCCUGAGAAAUUUCCUCUAUAAAUAAGCAGUUUCUGUUUCAGGUAUAAACCAUAGCCCUUGCUACAUAUGCCCCAUCUCUUACCCCACCCAGGCCUCAAACUUAGAAACUGGAAUUAGUGUUGGUAUUCAAAUCCUUAGCCAUGGUACCAAGAGUCAGCCCCCAUAAGAACCAAGUCAUUGAUGUGAAGUUCUUUUUUUCCCUCGACAUUCUAGCAGCUGUCAUUACAUUUGCUGGGGAAUUCUCGACGAGAUUUUACUUGUCCUCCCAUGCUGUUCUUUCUGUGGUUUCCUUGUUUCUUUUUGCGAUCCGGUUCCAGAUGGCUCAACAGUGCUUCCAAAAUGAAUAUUUUGACAGAUUGCUGAAUGCUUGCAAACCGUGUCACCUUCGAUGCCCUAAUACCCCUCCUCUAAUAUGUCAGCGUUAUUGUAAUACAAUGAAAGGAACAAAUGCAAUUCUCUGGACCUGUUUGGGCCUCAGCUUGAUCGUUUCUUUGACAGUUUUCGUGUUGAUGUUCUUGCUCAGGAAGAUGAGCUCCGAGCCAUUAAAGGACGAAUUUAAAAACACAGGACCGGCUCUCCAGAAGGAUGCGAAUGCAGACCUGUAUGAGAGCGACAAUGGCGGGACUGGUGCGGAAACUCUUCUUUCGAGAGGCCUCGGGUACACAGUGGAAGAAUGUACGUGUGAAGACUGUGUCAGGAGCAGACCAAAGGUCGACUCUGACCAUUUCUUUCCACUCCCAGCCAUGGAGGAAGGUGCAACCAUUCUUGUCACCACAAAAACAAACGACUACUGCAACAGCCUGCUAGCUGCCUCGAGUGUCACGAGUGUCACGGGGAUGGAGAAAUCAGUUUUCCCAGCUAAUUAACCAUUUCAAUGGUAUAGAGCUACUUGGAAAAUCUUUUGUCAGAAGAAAAGGAUGAUAUAUCGGAUCUGUUUAGGAUGAUUGUACUUAUCAGUGGAUGAUAUGGCUUUUUGUUCUCUAAUUCUGGAAAAUCUUUGUUAGAUAUAUUUUUCUACCUUACUGUUGGGAGCUUAGCUGUGGAAACUUCCUUGGUUUCAUGAUUAAAUUGACUCACUGAAAAAAAAAAA